This is a messenger RNA of Magallana angulata, 655 nucleotides long. Its product is annotated as collagen alpha-2(VIII) chain-like. Bases 44 to 622 code for a protein of 192 amino acids. Lineage: Eukaryota; Metazoa; Mollusca; Bivalvia; Ostreida; Ostreidae. The transcript has 2 exons. The record is from RefSeq and is a predicted model, not a curated record. Gene Ontology annotation, molecular function: protein binding.
CUGUACAUCUGUACAUUACAUUUCAUAUGAAGUUGGACCCUCAAUGGAUUUCAAGACAAUGCUUCCCUUUGUGGCGUUAUUGUGUGUGCUUCUGACCAGCUUCUCAGAUGCCGAACAGCAGAAACCAAGCAGCUUCCUCAGUAACUAUUCCAGUUACAAAAACAUCUGCCACAAACUAGGAUGGGAACCAAAAUGUAGAACCGAGUCCUCAAAGGGUUGCAAUGGGAAAACAAUUGCCUUCCAUGCAAUUCUAUCUUCAACGCUUACAAAUACACCUGCAAAUACCAUCAUUAAAUUUGGAAAAGUUCUGGUAAACGAAGGAAGUGGAUAUAACCCAGCCACGGGUAGAUUUACAGCCCCGGUGGAUGGCGUCUACUCGUUUUCUUGGACCUACUGUACUCCCAAAGGUUCCAAUGCAUAUCUUUGUGGAUAUGUAGAUGGCAAGUUAAUGGCCAGAAUAUCUAAUUACGCUCAAACAAACACUUGGAAAAACACCGCGGGUCAUUUCGUCAUCAGACUGAAGAAAGGGAAUCAAUUCUGGGUCCAGACGUUCUCUCAUACUGCUCAGCAUAUACAUGGAGAGUACACAUUUCUGUCAGGAUACAAACUAUCUGGUUGUUAAAAAGUUGGAAAAAUAAAAAUUGUUGUCAACUGA